AUGUGCGUCGCCGAACUCUGCGUCACGGUCCUUCCGUGCCAGCACCGCUGGUACCACUUGGUGCGCCCAUGCAGCCCCUCCAGCAACCUCUCCACAUGCGGCAAGAAGUUGGGAAUCUCCGGCUGGGAAGUCAAGUGCGACCACUGUCCCUACUGCCACGGCCACGUCUCCGAGUUUGAGUACAAGCUCAUCGGCGACGGACCAGCACCACCUGUCGGAUCCCUCUCAGGCCUCGCACGCGCACACUCGACGUCUCUGAACGCAGCCCGCCGGGACAUCCGCCUCGACAACAUCACCCGAACCGACAGUGCGACCAGCGUAGGCAGCAAGAGCAGCUUGGUCACAGCCGCCUCUGAGAAGAACCGCGCAAUGAACUCCCGACUCGACGCCUACUUCUUCCCCUCGGCUGACCAGCCCUACCCCGCUGUACGAGAAGACGACGCCGAGAGCAGCAGCGCGACCAGCCCAAGCGACACAUCAAGCAACGACCGCGCAAGCAUGCGACACUCGUCCAUCUCCAUGUCGGCUGAGCCCUACAAAGCCAACAUGCUCUCGCGUGUCCGGCAACGCACCAAGCGCAUCUCCACCAUCUUCAGAUGA
Alternaria ethzedia is the source of this 600-nucleotide messenger RNA. RefSeq lists its product as uncharacterized. The transcript has a single exon. The coding region runs from base 1 to 600 and encodes 199 amino acids. The record is from RefSeq and is a predicted model, not a curated record. Lineage: Eukaryota; Fungi; Ascomycota; Dothideomycetes; Pleosporales; Pleosporaceae.